AGAGAGUUGUUAUUCAAAAGUCUCUGCUGCAGUCCUCAAGACAGACAUACUCGAUACAAAAUUUACUGGUGGAUUUAAAUGCAAUUGACUUUUUAAACAGCCCUGGCAUUCAUUUCAUCUUCAUACUGUCAGUUAUUUGGAUUCAUUUAGCCGUCAGAGAGAUAUAAGGAGCAAGAGAAGUGCUUAUUUAAUGGUCUUCAUCUGAGGUACCUGAGAUCAAACUAGAAACGGAUGCUACAAUGACCAGGUUCACAAUUCUUGCAGGCUUAUGCUUGGUGCUGUGCCAUUUUGGUUCAGCAGAACAGCUGGGGUGCUACUUCACAAACUGGUCCCAGUACAGGCCUGGCGUGGCAAAGUACAUGCCUUCUAAUGUGGAUCCUUUCUUCUGUACCCACCUGUUUUACGCUUUUGCUUCCAUCAACUAUGCCAAUGAGCUUGUCACCAGUGAUUGGAAUGAUGAGACAUUCUAUAAAUCUUUUAUUGACCUGAAGAACAAGAAUGCAGCUUUGAAGACGCUUUUAGCAGUUGGUGGAUGGAACUUUGGCUCCACUCAGUUCUCCAUCAUGGUGUCCACUCCAGCCAACCGUCAAACAUUCAUCCAGUCCUCCAUCUCAUUCCUGAGAACACAUGGAUUUGAUGGUCUGGACCUGGACUGGGAAUACCCUGGUGCCAGAGGCAGCCCUCCUGAAGACAAGCAGAGAUUUACAUUGCUGUGCAAGGAACUGAAAGAAGCCUUUGCUGCUGAGGCCAAAUCUACUGGGCAAUCUACGCUCUUACUUAGUGCAGCUGUGCCUGCUGUCAAAGAAAUCAUUGAUGACGGCUUUGAAAUCAGUGAGAUAGCUAAGUAUCUGGACUUCAUCAAUGUGAUGACCUAUGACUUCCAUGGAAUUUGGGACAGACUGACAGGACACAACAGUCCUCUGUACAAGGGAGCCCACGAGCAGGGUGAUCUUGAGUAUUUUAACACGGACUACGCCAUGAGGUAUUGGAGGGACAAUGGUACCCCUGUGGAGAAACUGAGGAUGGGAUUUGCAGCUUAUGGCCGUACCUUCCACCUCACCACGUCUGCUAAUGGAGUUGGAGCUCCAGCUAGUGGACCUGCCUCUGCUGGACCCUACACAGGUGAAGCUGGAUUCUGGUCCUAUUAUGAGAUUUGUGGCUUCCUUGAAGGAACCAAGAUCCAGUGGAUUGAGGAUCAGAGAGUACCCUAUGCAACCAAGGGGGAUGAAUGGGUUGGCUUUGACACCAAAGAGAGCUUUGAAAUCAAGGUCCAAUAUCUAAAAGCCCAGAAGUUUGGAGGGGCUUUUGUUUGGGCUCUGGAUCUAGAUGACUUUGCUGGCCAGUUCUGUGGGCAAGGGAGCUAUCCUCUGAUAGGCCACCUACACAACCUUCUAAAUAUUUAACUGCCUCUAUUGCCUUCCAUCACCACCUAAACCUGCCAUCCCAGCAACACCACAACUAACCACAACAACCAUACAUGAGCCUGGAACUGAAUUCGCAGGGAUGCCUGAAGACCUUUACAGUCACCCUGAAGAUCCAAGUAAAUUCUAUGAGUGUGAUAAGGGUAAAACAUCUAAGAAGAAGUGUGGAGUUGGAACAGUUUUUAAUGAUGCAUGCAACUGCUGUACCUGCAGCUUUCAAUAGUAAACAUUAAAUGAAUGCUCAACCAGAUCAGUGCCAACUCACAACAUGAAGACUUUUUUGAUCCUUCUGCUAUUUCCUUUAGCAAACAGUGCACAAUACUUGUGGUCUUAAGUAUUCAGAAAAUAAUAUAGCCAAACUUUUCAUGUAAACUAAAACAUCAGAUCAUAUUUCAUAUUUAAUAUGUGCAAGUCAUAAUGACCUGAUGGGAUAAAAUAUUAGUUUUAGAAAUAAUGUGCUUGUAUGAUCCAUGUAUGUAAUUAAUCUGAUCUGCUUUUUAAACAAUAAAAAACAAAUGCAUGAAAACAAUA
Molecule: messenger RNA, 1952 nt
Organism: Colossoma macropomum (tambaqui)
Lineage: Eukaryota; Metazoa; Chordata; Actinopteri; Characiformes; Serrasalmidae
Product: acidic mammalian chitinase-like
Exons: 13
Coding region: 240-1403 (387 amino acids)
Biological process (GO): carbohydrate metabolic process; chitin catabolic process
Cellular component (GO): extracellular region
Molecular function (GO): chitin binding; chitinase activity
Source: RefSeq, a predicted model, not a curated record